Brassica rapa (field mustard) is the source of this 4417-nucleotide messenger RNA. RefSeq names its product eisosome protein SEG2. The record is from RefSeq and is a predicted model, not a curated record. NCBI's taxonomy places the organism in Eukaryota, Viridiplantae, Streptophyta, Magnoliopsida, Brassicales, Brassicaceae.
AUUAUUUACAAUCUCAUGCCACUGAAUUAUUUUUAAGCUAUGAUUUCAAUUAAAUUUUUUUUUUGUUUUUUUCAUAAAUAGCAGAUAACCAUCUCCUAUUUCCAUGUAAUCUUUUUACAGAUUCAUGCCAUAAAUUAUCUUUUAAUAUUAAUUAAACAAUAUAGAAAUUAUUAUUCAUUACAUUUUUAUUUUAUUACUAAUUAUUAAUUAAACAAUAUAAAAAUACUACCACCACAUUACAUUUUUAUUUUAUUACUAAUUAUUAAUACUAUUUAUUUGAAUUGAGCAUGAGAAUAUUCUCUAUCAAUACUAAACAAUGUAUCAUGCUUUGCAUUUCCCUUAAUAAGGCAACAAUUAAUAAUUCCUAACUAACCAUGAAUACUUCACACGAUACAAAAGAAAAAAACUAACUCAUCUAUGAAGGGGAUUUUCAUAAAAGAGUCAAGAAAAUUCUCAUAAACAAGUCAAGAUCUAUGAAGGGUGAUUUUCAUAAAUGAGUCAAGAAAUUCUCUAUCAUAUCAUUGAGGUUAGUGUACAACUGCUUUGGAUUUAUUGGUGGUUUCUUAGGAAUAAAUAAGGAGAUUGAUUGCUUAUAAAAAUAAGGACUAUCUUUUCAAGAAAAGGGGGGAACCUGGUUUCUAAUUAGCAUUUUAUUUGCAAGUGCUUGGAAUUAAUGGAAUUGGUUUGGGGUUUUAUUUCAAGAUUAACCGUUGUCUUCCAUGUCUGCUGUGUGUUUAUGAUUUAUUGCAGAAACUCUUAUCAACUCUCCACAUUGUCAUCAGUGCAUAUUGCAUAUCCAGUAGACAAGGCUCAGGACAGGGUAUACAUAUGGAUUUUAAAAGGUUAAACGUUUCUUUUCCAAGUCAGACGGUCCAAAGUAAGUGCAAAGUCUUAUUUUUAUUCUGAUUUGAGGUUUCAUUCUGGUGUAAUGUCUUUGUAUUUAUUUUGGUUCUCUUGUGUUUUUAAAAACUAUAGAUACACAGGUCUUGGUCUAAAUGUAUUCAAGGUUAUAGCGAGAAAAAAAAUAGAAACGCCCAUUUUCUUCUCCGUCGUUGCGGUUAGUAAGUCAAUUACAAACUCUUUUUUUCUUACAAAUUCUUUUUUGUUAUGAAUACGGUAAACUUUUCAAGGUUUCAACAGAUUUCUUAAUUGCUUCAGUAUGAGUUAGUUUCUUCUCAAAUAAAAAUUAUAUUUCAUAUAAUUAUUUAAAUAUAUCGAAUGUAAUCGAUUUUUUUGGGAUAUGUGUAACAGAUAAUUACCAUCUUCUUAAUACGAUAAUAGAUAAUACAUGUAGAAACCAUGUUUACAAUAAUCAUCUCAUAAAUUAAACCCACCAAUUUCGGAAGUUGCCUAAAAAUCUAACCUGUGGUUAUGGAAAAUGCAGUAACUUCAGCAUAUGUGACUUACAUAGAAAAUCCGGAACAUUAACUUUCAGCAUAUUCGAUUAAUAUAUCUUUUAAGCAUUUUGGGAAUAUUUCAAAAGAUCUAGGGGCCCAAAAUUAAUUGACAAAUCUACAAAAUUGUGUACAUCCUAAACUAAUUGACUUACUUUAUAAAUAUUCCUGGUCCAUCGAUUGAUUAUAUUGUUAAUCAAUAUUUGACAAAUUUUAACCAAAUGUUGAUGGGUCAAGUAGGAAAACAAAAUUAUUAGAGAACAUUUCACUGCCCAUUACUAAUAACAUUCUUAUUUUAUCCAAACCCAAAUUAUAAAACACAUUAUAAUCAAUUUAACCUCAUUGAAUCAAAAGUUUAAUUAGUAUAAAAUGUAGAAAGAUGUUAGUAUAUAUUAGUUAAUUAAUAAUAAUGUUCUAAGAAAAAAAUUAUUUUUUGAAAAAAAGACUGAUAAUACGGGUGGACAUUCGGGUAUUCAUUUGCGUUUGGUUCAUGUCUAUUCGGGUUUUGGAUAUUCUAAGUUAAACAUAUCAGCCCCAUUCAUGUAUUUAUAAAUUUUGGUUCGGAUCAUUGCGGAUUCGGUUUGGGUUUGGAUAGCCCGGAUAAAUUAUUUUUAAAAAAAUUAAAUUCAUAUAUACUUUAAAUUUCUCAAAAUAUAAAAAUAAAAUAAUAUAUUAAAUAUAAAUUAAAAUAAUGUAUGCCAAAAUACAUAAACCUAAUAUAUAAAUUGGUUUGGCUUGAAUAUUUGAAUAGAAUUAAUUUAUAUUUUAAGUAUAAUUGGUGUUUUGAUUAUUGAUUAGCUAUUUUUAUAAUUAUUUUUAAUAUAUAUAUUUUCAGUUAUUUUAGGCAACUUCAAAAUAUCUUAUAUACUAAAUAUUUUUAUAUAUUAAAUUUUAGGAUAAUUAAUAUAUUUAAGUAUAUAAAUCUGAUUCAGAUAUAUUCAGAUAUCCGAAAUAUUUCAAGUUGAAACGGAUUUAGUUCCGAUUCUCUAGAUACCAAAGUUUUGAACAUGUUCGGAUAUUUAACCAAUUUUAGUACUGUUUUGGUACUACUUUUUCUGAUCGGAUCAGAUUCGAGUCAAUUUUUCCGAUUCCGAUUUUUUCCAUAGCCCUAACUAAUAUAAUUGUAAAUCAUAUAGUUUAAAAAAAAAUAUAAAGCUUUAAUUUAUAGAACUAAAAACUAUUAAAAUAUUUCCAAAGUAGUUUAUUAUGAGUAUAAAAUCCCACAUUUUAGAAAUACCAUCUUUAAAAUUCAUAUUUAUUUUACGAACAUACAAAAUUUACACGAUUAAAUAUAUGAUUGUAUUAUAAGUAUUUUAAACACACAUAAUGCUAUACUCGAUCAACCUUUAUAUUGCUUUCGUAUGAAAUUAUUUAGAAAAAAUAACCCCGCGCUUUUAAAGCGCGGGUCAAAAUCUAGUUUAAUCUAUUAAAAGAGAAGUACAAAUUUAAAUUACCCCUUAGUUUUGCAAAUUAUUUACAAUAACAUGCCACUGAAAUUAUUAAUUAACCUAUCUUUUAGGAUUUUUUGUCUUUUUCUUUUUAAUUAAUGCAUUUCCAAAAUCAAAUUCUAACUAAAAAAACAUGGAAACAAUAAUUUAUAAAUCUAACUUUUAGUAUUAUUUGUCUUUUCCUAUUUUAUUAUAUUUAUGUGUUUGGAAAUAAUUAAUCAUAUAUAUAUAUCAUAAUUAAAUACAUACAUUAUAUGAGAAUUUAGGUACGUGUUCAGGUACGGAUUAAUUUUUUGAGUAUCAGAUUUUUAGGUUUAAAAUUAAACUUUGUUCGAAUAUGAUAAAUUUUCGGACGGGGUUCAGACUCGGAUCAUUCCGGGUCCAGAUAGAUUUGUAGAAACCUAAAAAUAUCCAAAUAAUUUAUGUGUUUAAAAAUGUCUUUAUAUAAUUUAUAAAAAAAAAAUUAAUACCCGCACACGCAUGCGGGUCAAGCUCUAGUAAUAAAUUUAUUAAUGAAACAAUGAGUUGAUAUCAAAGAAAUAUUUCCCUAAAAAUAAAAUGAAAGGAGUAAAGUUCAAAGGCCCACAUAUUUAUUAACAAAACACAGUACACUAGUAACAUAUACAACCCAUAUAUUGGUCUUAAAAUAUUGUGCUCAGGCAAAAUCUAGGGUUCCUGUCUCUAUCAAUCAUGGCUUCCGCAUCAAGCAAGACAGUGGCCGAGACGGCUGAAACCGCUCCCACAACAGAUCCCAUAGAGAAAAUUAGUGAAUCUGCUGUCUCUUUGUCUCUGAACAACGAACAAUCAGAUUCUGAUCCAGAGGAGAAUGAUUCCUUCGACCACAAUGAAGAUUCUGACGUAAGCGACGGAGAAGAAGACAGCAAUAGCGACGGAGACAAUCAAAACGAAGACGGCAGAGAUAGCAUUGUGGACGACGGAGACUCAACAGACAGCCAACCGGAAUGGGGAGUGGAUAGCCACGACGAAAGAGAAUAUUGCUCGCCUGAUGAAGACGGUUGGUCAGACGAAGAAGAUGAACGAAAAGCCCGUCUUUAUCGACGGAAUCUCCACUUCAGCCACGGUUUUCUGGUGGAAAAAGGGAUUCGCCCACGUCAAGUAUGGAGUGGCUCAAUCCUGCUUAAAUCUUUGGACAGUGAACGUUCUCCAGUCAAAGGAAGGACUCAGCUCCAAUACGCACAAGACAUGGCCAAACUCUCUCUUCGCAAAUACAAUGCUUUAAACAAAACGAAUGUUAGAGUGGAUCAUGUUGUGAGAGUGACCGAAGCGUUUUUUGGUAGAUGGAUUUCGUACAUCACUUUCAUGGCAAGAGAGUCUGAGGAAGAAGAAGCUACUGAUCUUGUGGAGUAUCAAGCCAAGAUUGUCAAGAUUUUAAGACGCAAGUCUUAUCCCAUCUUCUGCAGGCCAAGUCCCAAGCAAGAUCAGGAUAUGUAGUUAUAAAUGUUAGUUUUCUUUACUCAAGGCUAAUUUGAAUUGAUGGUCAUAUGGUCUUUUGUACUUCUUGCUUUCAAUUUUUUGAUAAUGAUUUGUGAUGUGCAAUGCAAUACAUCAACCUAA